Molecule: messenger RNA, 1938 nt
Organism: Brugia malayi
Lineage: Eukaryota; Metazoa; Nematoda; Chromadorea; Rhabditida; Onchocercidae
Gene: Bma-set-4
Product: SET domain containing protein
Exons: 8
Coding region: 1-1938 (645 amino acids)
Cellular component (GO): nucleus
Molecular function (GO): protein binding; histone H4K20 methyltransferase activity
Source: RefSeq, a predicted model, not a curated record
AUGAGUUUGAGUCCGGAAUUAUUCCGGUUGCCGGAUCGAUCAUCGGGACAGCAUAGUAUGACAAUACGAGAACUUUGUGACAAUGAUGAUAUGGCAACAAGCAUUAUCGUCGAUCCGAUUCUGGGUUUUCGCACACAUAAAAUGAAUCUUCAUUAUCGUCCACCGCAACACGAGGAACAAAUUAAGCUGAAGUGCAUAUUGAGGAAAUAUAAGGAGGAUCAGGAUUUGUGCGCAGCGAUUCAAGAAAUUUUCCAUGUGAGUGCAAUAACGAGAUUUCUGAAACGACGGACGCUAAAGCAGCAGCUUGCUUUCCGAGAUCACCUCUUGAGGUUUAUGCGAAUGUUUUCCAACGACUCAGGCUUUACAGUCCAAGCGUGUUAUCGUUACAAAACGGAAAAUCGCCUUGGUGGAAUGCUAGUUGCUACGAAAUCAUGGCAAAAAGGUGAUGUCAUUGGCAGUUUAGUGGGUGUUAUUGGUGAUCUCAGUCACAACGAAGAAUCUCAAUUGCUGAGAAAAGAUAUCAAUGAUUUUUCUGUCAUGUAUAGUACAAGAAAGCAACGAGCUCAGCUGUGGCUUGGUCCUGCUGCUUAUAUUAAUCACGACUGCUAUCCCAACUGUAAAUUUGUCCCAAAUAGCUAUGCCGCUGUUGUACAGGUAUUACGUGACAUUGCAAUAGGGGACGAAAUUACAGCAUAUUAUGGUGACAAUUUUUUUGGCGAUAACAAUUGUCGUUGUGAAUGUUUGACUUGUGAACGAUCUUGCAAAGGUUUUUUCACAAGUUUGGUGGUAACAGCUGCCGCUUCGUUGGAAAAAAAUUGUGCUGAAUCAAAAGAGUCCGGUAACAGUUAUAAAUUUCGUGUAACCGAUUCGAGGCUUUGUCGUUUUAUGUCACAAUCAAAUCAACUGAACACGACGAUGACGCUUCGCCGACAUACCGUUGCUGCUUUACGGCAUAUACCUCAUCGUUUCUCAACUGGAAGAAUUGAAGCGGAAACUUCUAUAAAUUGUUCGAAAAAAAGGACUAGAAAAGUAAAUAAUGGCCGCGAUGUUCCCAGAAAUCAGCAAAGAGUUAGACGUUCUAUAAGAACAUCAUCAUCUACAUCUUUAUCUUCAUCGUCAUACUCGACUGUAUCCAAUGUGCAAGCUUGGAUGAACACUACACCGUAUAUGGUUGUGAAUAGUACGAAGGCAGAUAGUUCUGAGGCUGCAAAGCAUUCCCAGGAAAGCGAUUUGAAUACCUCGAACAAUUUGAUUCCAACUGGUAAAUCUCGCGGAUGCCAGACUGUAAGACAAAGAAAAUCAGCAAAGAAUAAUGGGUCCACACAUCGUAAUCGUUCUAGUAAGUUGAAUAACCGAACGUCGAACCAGCUGAGCUGUGAAAAACCGCGAACAUCGCAAAACGGUUUGCAAAUUCUUGCCGCUGUUGCGACGACUAUGAGCUUUAUUGAUGGAUCUCAUUUGAUGCCUUUAUCACAAGAUUCCAUUAAUUGCAUUGGUGAUAUUGAGGAUAUCAGAAAUGAGCAGUGCUCUGAUGACGAUAUGGAAAUUCGAACAGCUUCUAAUUACUACAAUAGCCGCAAUUUUUCUUUGGAUCGCAGUGUUGCAGAAGUUAUUGCGAGACGCUCAUCUUCUGGAUCCAAUAAUUUGGAAGAGGUCAUUAAUUGUUCCAAAUCAUGUCUGUCGGAAAGUCAUGAUGUUCUUUCAACUGUUUUUGAUGGAAAUAGUUGCUAUGAUGAUGAUGGUGGUUAUGAUGGCGUUUCUGAAACAGGUUUGGAUAAUGACAUGAGUUACAACAAAGCGGAAAAACCUGCAGAUCAAGUUCAAUAUAAUGAUGUUUCUAAAGCAAGUUUAAAUGAUAUGCACAGGAAACGCAGAACCAAAGUCCAUCCUUAUUAUAAAAUCGCGUUUCACAGUUUGCUGACACCUACUUCUGGAUAA